Molecule: messenger RNA, 1180 nt
Organism: Durio zibethinus
Lineage: Eukaryota; Viridiplantae; Streptophyta; Magnoliopsida; Malvales; Malvaceae
Source: RefSeq, a predicted model, not a curated record
CAGUCUUUCUCCCGUUUUACUUUACACCCAAAAACUUAGAACGCUCUUUUUCAUAUGAACGCAGCCGCCACGAAUCUUCAAUGAACAACCCGACACGACCCCGGCCCACAAUGGAAAUCAAUGGAACUUCCCGCCACAAUGACCACCCAAAAUCCCCAUCAACCGACCGAUUCCUUUGCGUUUACCCUCAAGGGCCGCCAUCCAACCACCCUUCCUCGUCCUCCUUUUCCGCUGUCGCGGAAGAGCUGAACGAAGAUGAUAUCUUUUUCUCCGGCGACUUCUCCGACAACUCCAACGGCUCCAACUCCGUUGGCGGCCUCCAAAAUCCCCUCCACCAAACGACCUCUCCUUCCUCUAGCCCCCGUAACCAUAAAUCCUUCCCUCAAUCCGGAAACUUUGGAAUCCUUGCCGCCAUCCGUGACCCUUCCCGCAGGCACUCCCAUUUCUACCAAAAACCCUCAAUUUCGACAUCAGUAUCCUCUUCAUCCUCUGCCACUUCAGCAUCUUCCUCCUCUUCUCGUUUAAUCCCUUCGAUUCCGAAACCGCCGCAGGAACGAAUUCCAAUCGCUUCAUCUUCCUCUUCUUCUUUAGGAAGGCUUCAUCAAUCUGCCCCGGUUAACGUGCCGAUGCUGGCGAAAACAACGAGGAAAAACAGACACUUUGACAAUUACGACGUGGACGUGCAGGAAGAAGGGGAAAUGUUGCCGCCGCAUGAGAUUGUGGCAAGGAGCUUAGCAAAGUCCCCUAUGUUGUCUUGUUCUGUGCUCGAAGGCGUGGGAAGAACCCUGAAAGGAAGGGAUUUAAGGCAAGUAAGGAAUGCUGUUUGGAGACAAACUGGGUUUCUUGAUUAAUUGAUUAAGGAAUUUGUGUUUUGAUUUUUUUUUUUUUAAUUUUCUUUUAGGGUUUUCAUUAUUGACUUUUGGAUAUGAAAAAGUAUAAAUGAUCGAUUAAUGUAAUCAAAAUUUGACUUUUUUUAUGUAAUUUAAUUCUUUUUGUUAUGUGAUUUAGUAUUUUUGGUUGUGGAUAAAAUGUGAAAAAGAAAAAGCAAAGAAAGAAAUUUACAGGUUAUAGUGUAAGAGUUUAGAAACUUAAAAGUUAAUUCAUCUAUGCUUAUUGUAAAGUCAUCUAAGUAAUAUUUGUUAAAUUAUAUAAAGGGAGUCCUUUACUAGUUUUAUUGGUA